GCCAAACGGCAUGAGUGGUUACGAAGCAAAUCGCAAUCAGAAACAAUCAUGAGAUGAACCAAAUGGAAACCACAAAUUAAGCAGAAACACAAGUUGAUAGAAAUUAAAAGAAAAAUGUCCGGUAUAAGGAGAGGCUGGUCCGAUACGACGCCGCUUAUCCGCCAACAGCAACAGCCUCAUCAAAAAAACCGGUCCGCGACCUCUCCCUCCGCUCAUUCACACAGCAUCUCCUCCCCUUUGUUCCUCGAAAUGGCCGCCGCUAUCUCCUCCUCCUCCGCUACUCCUCGCUCUGCCUUCCUUGGCGUCGACGUAGGUACCGGCAGCGCCCGUGCUGGUCUCUUUGAUGAGAAAGGGAAGCUUCUAGGAUCUGCUAGUAGCCCAAUACAAAUAUGGAAAGAAGGUGACUGUAUUGAGCAAUCUUCAACGGACAUCUGGCAUGCAAUCUGUUCAGCUGUGAAGUCAGCAUGCUCUCUUGCAAAAGUUGAAGGGGAAGAAGUGAAGGGCAUUGGAUUUGCAGCUACCUGUUCACUUGUGGCAGUGGAUGCCGAUGGCUCACCAGUUACAGUUUCUUGGAGUGGUGAUUCAAGAAGAAAUAUUAUAGUUUGGAUGGACCAUAGAGCUGUGAAGCAAGCUGAGAAGAUUAACUCUCGUAACUCACCAGUGUUGCAAUACUGUGGUGGAUCUGUUUCGCCUGAGAUGCAGCCACCAAAGCUUUUGUGGGUGAAAGAAAAUUUGCAAGAGUCUUGGUCAAUGGUAUUUAGGUGGAUGGACUUGAGCGAUUGGUUGUCAUACAGAGCAACAGGAGAUGAUACACGAAGUCUAUGCACCACAGUGUGCAAAUGGACAUAUCUUGGCCAUGCACACAUGCAGCAGAUGAAUGAGAAAGAUUCUCGAGACAUGGAAGCUUGUGGAUGGGAUGAUGAUUUUUGGGAGGAGAUUGGCUUAGGUGAUCUUGUUGAGGGCCACCAUGCUAAGAUUGGCCGAAGUGUAGCUUUUCCUGGCCAUGGUUUGGGUUCUGGGCUUACUCCUACAGCUGCGAAGGAACUGGGUCUGCUAGCUGGAACACCUGUUGGGACAUCGCUGAUUGAUGCUCAUGCUGGUGGUGUGGGGGUAAUGGAAAGUCUACCCAAGACAGAUUGUGAAGCUGAAGAGAAUGAUAAUGAAGCUAUAAGCCAUCGUAUGGUGCUGGUGUGUGGCACUUCUACUUGUCAUAUGGCGGUAUCGCGGGACAAGCUGUUUAUUCCUGGGGUAUGGGGACCAUUUUGGUCAGCAAUGAUACCUGAGUACUGGCUCACAGAAGGUGGGCAGAGUGCUACUGGUGCAUUAUUGGAUUACAUAAUUGAAAACCAUGUUGCUUCUCCUCGACUUGCAAAUCGUGCUGCCUCUCGAAAUACUUCCCUGUUUCUGCUACUGAACAAUAUGUUAGAAUCAAUGAUGUCUGAGAUGCAGUGUCCGUUUAUAGCUGCUUUGACUGAAGACAUACACGUCCUUCCUGACUUCCAUGGAAACAGGUCUCCGAUUGCAGAUCCAAAAGCAAAAGGAGUAGUGUGUGGAUUGACUCUCGACACUAGUGAGAAACAGUUGGCUCGACUAUACCUUGCCACAAUCCAGGGUAUUGCAUAUGGUACACGUCACAUUGUGGAGCAUUGCAAUGCCAAUGGUCAUAAGAUUGACACAUUACUUGCAUGUGGUGGUCUCUCAAAAAAUGCCCUCUUCAUUCAAGAACACGCAGAUAUUAUUGGUUGCCCUAUAAUACUUCCACGUGAAAGUGAGUCGGUGCUCUUAGGGGCUGCUAUUCUUGGUGCAGUUGCUGCGAAGAAGUAUUCUUGUCUCAGUGACGCCAUGAAAGCACUUAAUGCGGCUGGUCAGGUCAUUCAUCCAUCAAAAGACCCAAGGGUGAAGAAGUAUCAUGAUGCCAAAUACCGAAUUUUCCUUGAACUUUAUAAGCAGCAGCUAUCACAGCGUUCAAUCAUGGCACAAGCAUUGGCCUAGAUUGUGAGGUACAUGGUUGCAACUUGUGAAUGCUUUUCUUGAAUUGGGUUUUUGAAUGUUAAGGAAGUGGGACUGUGUAAAGUUACUGGAUUACUGGUAAAGAUACUUGUGUAAAUAAUUGGUGUUGUAGUUGCAUGUGAAACCUAGCACAGACCAGAGGACCCCGAAUAAAGAUUAAUGGAUGAGUUUCACAUUUUUAAUUCCUUUAGCUGGAAA
Molecule: messenger RNA, 2208 nt
Organism: Theobroma cacao (cacao)
Lineage: Eukaryota; Viridiplantae; Streptophyta; Magnoliopsida; Malvales; Malvaceae
Product: FGGY family of carbohydrate kinase
Biological process (GO): pentose metabolic process; carbohydrate phosphorylation
Cellular component (GO): cytoplasm
Molecular function (GO): D-ribulokinase activity
Source: RefSeq, a predicted model, not a curated record